GUGAGUUGUUGAAGUCCAAGUUAUAUACACAAACGGGAAGGGAAGGAUAAACACAAAAACAGGAGGGGCCUUUCCACCUUGUAGUUGCAGUCUCUCUUACUUAUGACAGUCAAACUUACAGAGGGAUAGAGAGAGAUAGUAGCCAUCUGAUCUUUUUUUUUUGAGAGAGAAAGAGAGGGAGAGAGAGGGAGGGGGGGUCAGGCUGCUGUGUGUGUGUGUGUGUGUGUUUGUGUGGUUGGGAGGAUAUAUAAAAGAUAGAAGCAUGCAGCAGCACCUGAUGCAGAUGCAGCCCAUGAUGGCAGCCUACUAUCCCAGCAACGUCACUACUGAUCACAUUCAACAGUAUCUUGAUGAGAACAAAUCGCUGAUUCUGAAAAUUGUGGAAAGCCAAAACUCUGGAAAGCUGAGUGAGUGUGCCGAGAAUCAAGCGAGGCUACAAAGAAACUUGAUGUAUCUGGCAGCCAUUGCUGAUUCACAGCCUCAGCCACCAACAAUGCAUUCUCAGUAUGCCGGCGGCGGCGGGGGGAUGAUGCAGGCAGGGUACCUGCAGCAGCACCAGCAGCAGUCGCUCAUGGCGGCUGCAGCGCGUUCCUCCAUGCUGUACGGGUCCCAGCCGUACCCGUCGCUGCAGCAGCACUCCCUGCACAGCCAGCUCGGGAUGAGCUCUGGCGGCGGGCUGAUGCUGCAGGGUGAGCCGCACAGCGCGGGGGGCAGCUCGGGACUCGGAUUCCCGGACUUUGCGCGUGGCGAUGGGGGGAGGGGGAUGGGAAGCAAGCAGGAUAUAGGCGGCGAGGGGCGGGGCGACGGAGGCGAGACACUCUACUUAAAAAGCUCGGAAGAUGGGAAUUGAGGUAAGAAGCGUGGUUUGGUUGUUUAGUUGCGAGGAAGAGUUGCUACUCUGAACUUGUAGUCUUCUAAUUAGCGGAACAAACUCGUUGUUACUCUACUCUACUAUUUGCAUUCGGUAUGUAAUGACCACGAUCUUAUUUAGUACUCCUACGUAGACUCCUUAUGCUACUUAUCAUAUACUAGUGCUAAUAAUGUAAAUUUCUAGUUUUA
This is a messenger RNA of Salvia splendens (bonfire salvia), 1059 nucleotides long. Its product is annotated as GRF1-interacting factor 1. The record is from RefSeq and is a predicted model, not a curated record. The transcript has 4 exons. Bases 263 to 850 code for a protein of 195 amino acids. NCBI's taxonomy places the organism in Eukaryota, Viridiplantae, Streptophyta, Magnoliopsida, Lamiales, Lamiaceae.